AUAAGCACUAAUAAGGCUUAGCAUGGAUGGGUUACAUUCCGAUACAUUCCGAUACAAGAAACACACAGCAAAAUCAAAUGGCUUUGCAGUGUAUUCCACCCCGAUACAAAGCGAUACACCACGUGUCGUACAGUUUCAUCAACACAGCCCUGCGCCCAUGCAUGGCCGAUGCAUGAGCUUCUGCACAUUAGAGGAUAUUGCUUGACAGAUGACAAAUUGAGAAUGUAAGCGCAGGUGCCGAAAUAUCCGUUCGGAUUAAUAUAUAAGACGCGCCAGUCUGUAUUCUGAGAGAGCAGUCACAUACGACGCUCGAGUCAUCGACAUACCCACAUCAAGGGAUACACACCAGUCAACAGAACCAUGUCCGACUCGAUCAAAACCGACGUCUUCAUUGUGGGAGGAGGCCCUGUCGGCCUUCUGGUCGCUUACAGUCUGGCUCGACAAGGCGUUGACUCGCUUCUCGUUGAACAACACAACAAACAACAACAAGCCAUGUACGGCCGCGCCACGACCCUCUACCCGCGCACUCUGGAGAUGCUCGACCAGCUGGACCUCCUCGAAGAACUCAACCAGAUCGGCUUCAUCGGCCGAAACAGCGUCACCUACAAGGACGGGAAGCGCGUGACGUCCCGUGGAUGGCACGCCAUCUUUGAGCAGAUGAACGGGACCUUCCGCGACUAUGUGUUGAAUAUUCGUCAGAAGUACUCCGAGAGCGUGGUGCAGGGGGCGUAUGAGAGGGUUGGUGGCGUGCCAUAUAUUGGCUGGAAGUUAGAGGGGUAUACCGUUGAUGAGGACGGGGACGGGGAUGAGUAUAAGGUGAAGGCGCAGAUUAGGGAGGUGGAGACGGGGAGGGUGGUGAAUGUGAAGAGUAAAUACAUCGUUGGCGCAGACGGUGGUCAGUCGCUGGUGAGGCGGCUGGCGAAUAUCCCGUUUGAAGGCGACCGGUCGGAUUUCAAGUGGGUGCGGAUCGAUGGGUAUUUCGAGACGGAUAUGCCCGAUGCGGAUAUCGGGUUCGCGUCGAUCGAGUCACAGAGUCAUGGCAAUGUCCUCUGGGUGCAGCUGGACCAUGGAGUGAAGCGCAUCGGGUUCGCCAUGACGGAGGAGAUCCUCGCGAAAUACGGCGGGACGCUCACGGAGGAACAGGCGAGGGGAGAGGCCGUCGAGGCCAUGAAGCCGUUCAAGUUGGAAAUCAAGUCGGUCGAGUGGUGGACUCUGUACAGUAUCAGCCAGCGCGUGGCCGACGUUUUCUUCAACAAUGACCGUGUCUUGCUGGCGGGUGAUGCUUGCCAUACGCACUCUUCAGGAGCCGCCCAGGGUAUGAACACUGGGGUCCACGACGCCGUCAACCUCUCGUGGAAGCUCGGCGGAGUCGUCAAAGGCUGGUAUACCACCGACGUGCUGCAGACGUAUAACAGCGAGCGUCGACCAGCCGUGCAAACGCUCAUCGAGCUCGACAAGGCGUUCUCGGCGGUGAUUUCCGGAGAGGUCCCAGACAGCCAUAAGGGGGCGUACAGCGACGCCAACGAGCUUUUCACAAAGCUCUUUAACGAUACAAUCCAAUUCAACAUCGGCCUGGGCAUCUCCUACCAGGAGAGCAUCAUCAGCAAAGCCCCGUCUACGGGAAUGGUAUCAGCAGGCCGCAGAGGCCCCGACGCGUUGGUAUACGCGCCGGGCUCUCGUCUUCCGACUCGGCUGUUUGAUAGAACUAAGAACUGCGGCCAAUGGUCUGUCAUUAUUUUUGCCGGACAGCCGGCCGUGACGCAGAAGAUGCUGGCACCUGCCGUGGCGCGUUUGCAGGAAAUCGCAAAGACCCUCCCCGCUGGCAUGGCUCGUUUCCUCACGUUGGUGGCUCAGAGCGCAGCGGAGGGCGACAUGAUGUUCAAUCUUCCCAGGAUGGGCGAUGUGUAUUAUGACCAGGAUCGAUCCGCCCACUCGGCGUAUAGUAUCUCGACUAUGAACGGAGCGGUUGCCGUUCUGAGACCGGAUGGAAUGUUGGGACAUGCUGCGUCUUUGGGUGAUUUGGAGAGCGUGUCUUCGUUCUUUGAAGGUUUCACACAGGUUGAUGCAUAGGAUAGUUGUUUAGAUUGAUUCAAUGAAAUAGAAAGCGUUGAUUUUGGAA
Aspergillus steynii IBT 23096 is the source of this 2119-nucleotide messenger RNA. RefSeq names its product pentachlorophenol 4-monooxygenase. The transcript is spliced from 4 exons. Lineage: Eukaryota; Fungi; Ascomycota; Eurotiomycetes; Eurotiales; Aspergillaceae. The record is from RefSeq and is a predicted model, not a curated record. Gene Ontology annotation, molecular function: FAD binding. Bases 361 to 2070 code for a protein of 569 amino acids.